This is a messenger RNA of Giardia duodenalis, 1935 nucleotides long. RefSeq names its product Phospholipase B. NCBI's taxonomy places the organism in Eukaryota, Fornicata, Diplomonadida, Hexamitidae. Gene Ontology annotation, biological process: phospholipid catabolic process. Gene Ontology annotation, molecular function: glycerophospholipase activity. The coding region runs from base 1 to 1935 and encodes 644 amino acids. The record is from RefSeq and is a predicted model, not a curated record. Gene Ontology annotation, cellular component: extracellular region. The transcript has a single exon.
AUGCUUCUCAUCCUGACAUCCUUCGUUACCAUUGCACACGCAUCCAGACGACUGGCCAUUGUGCGCGAUGACCAGGGAGGUGUUAGCUUGCUCCACAAUUUUGCGUCCAAUGCUAUAGUUAACUCCGAGCUAACGGACGUCAAUUCAGUUGGAGGAUACUAUCAACUUCGUUCUGCAGCAAGCACGGCGGAACAUGAUACCGAUGAGGAGCGUGCCUACUAUAUGGGGUAUGCAGAGGGCUAUCUUCUUGCCCCUCAAAUUCAAGAUCAUAUGAGGAAUGUGAUGGACGACACCUUUUCUGAGCUCUAUGACGGCAAUUGGCCGAGUAAGUUCCGAGAGUAUGCAUCCGAAAGCAGAGCCCGCAUUGUGCACAACUAUCACACCCACGGACUCGAGCCCUUCUGGGUGGCAACGUAUCUGAUGAGUGACAGGUACAUAAGUGGUCUUCACGCAGGAUACAUGCGCUAUAGUAUUGAUAAUCCGUCUCUGAAGCUGAUUGACAUAUCGGAAGACGAGUUUUACAUGCUCUCGUCAAUAGGUGACUGGGAAAUAGGUCUAGAGCUCCUUCUUUAUGGUGACAAUGAAACAGUCAUCCAAUCCAUUGAGCACAGAGCUGCAGAACAGCUCUAUUCACAUUGCAGCGGGUGUGUGAGAAUAGCAGACGAUUUAGAUGAAAUCUUCACAGGGCAUGCCACGUGGACAUCCUGGGGAUUUGGUUUCUUGCGUGUGAUGAAGAUUUAUGAUUUCAAUUUCCAGACCCUCAACACAACUGCACAGCAAAUUAGCUUCAGCUCGUAUCCUGGCUUUGUUUCCUCUGUUGACGAUUUCUAUAUCGUUAAGGGGACAGAAAAAACAACCGGGCACCCUAUCAAGUUUUCAGUCAUAGAAACAUCCUACAACAUCAUGAAUACUACAGCAGCACUUUCCGCUAUAUCACGAGCCAGUAACACCUCUGUUCUGACAUGGUCUAGAGCUAUGGCAGCAAACCUAAUAGCCUCAUCGGCUGCCAAUUGGCCAGAGGUUUUUACCAACAAAAUCUCUUAUACAUAUAAUGACAAUUGGCUCAUCACCGAUUAUGCUAUCCUGGAUACAAUCAACUCUAUGUGCAAGACACGCGGAGAGCGUGAUAGCUAUAUAAGGACUCAUUCGCCUGUUAUACUGACUUCCUUGGAGGUCGUUCCAGGAUACUAUAAGUCCUUUGAUGCCACUUCCAAGCUCAUCCACGAUGGUCUGUAUGUCAGUAUUAACGUCCCUGCAGAUCCUUAUGUCAGGAAGUAUGGGUACUUCCAUGACGAUGAUCCGUACGAGGGAAGCCCCCGCUAUUCUAUUUUCAUGAGAGAAGGGACCAGAGUUGGUAAUUGUAAGUCUAUGGUAACUCUUAUGCGUCAUAACAGUUAUAAGACCGACAGUGCAUCCAAUAAGGAUCCGGGUAGUGCUAUUGCAUCACGGUACGACCUGCGAUCAUAUGAGGAGUGCGGGAAAAACCCUGCCCCCUUCGGUGCCACAGAUGCCAAGGUUGUUGCCAACUAUAACUUCAACGACAUGAGCUUCUGGGCCAUUUUUGGCCCCACCCUGGGGACUCACAAUGACCUUCCUAAGUUUACUUUUUCUGACUGGCCGGGUCUUCCUCACAGGGGAGUCCCUCACAAUUCGCUGCCUGUCACUACAGUUCCCUCUUUAAUAAUAUUUAAAAACUCUACUCCUAAAUCCCAAUCUCCGAUAGUGACAUCAGUAAUAAUCAUUUUGCUUCUAGCGAUCAUCUCCGCCGUUCUGGGACUUGUAAUAAGAACGGUAAUACAUAGGAAACGCGUAAAACUUAGCAAUCCUAAGUUAGUAGAAGGUACAGAAAACGACGAAAAGCGUGCAUUGAUUAAUCCCGAUGACCCAGCAACCGUGGCAUGCACAACACAGCCGGUCCAAGGAGAAAAGCAAUAG